AUGCCGCCAGUUGGAAUACGUGUUUUAGAAACGAAAUGCUACGCGAUUCUCGAUUACAUGGCGGAACUAUCAGAACUGUGCAAACUGCCGAAGAUGGGCCCUAGAAGUGGUGCGCUGGCCCAUAAAGAAAUUAUUUCGUUGCCGUGCAUUCCGCUUGGCCACCGUAGAGGAAACUAUGACACCUGCAUUAAUGGCAACGUCUACGUGAGCAUGGACACAAACUUCAUGAGACUCUUUUAACU
Messenger RNA from Soboliphyme baturini, 242 nucleotides. The record is from the annotation of a GenBank genome assembly. NCBI's taxonomy places the organism in Eukaryota, Metazoa, Nematoda, Enoplea, Dioctophymatida, Soboliphymatidae.